AAUAAGCAACAAGCCCCCUGGUUUUUGUUAUGUCUAUUCGCUGCUUAAUUUUGUCUGAAGGAAAAUCAAACUAUCAGAAAAACUUCUCUUUUGUAUUUAUAAUAUUGAUUAUUGUAGAAAACUUAGACAUUAAUAGAAAGUGUAAAAUAAGGAGAAAUACCUCUAUCUAGUCUCGUGGUCUACUUCCUUUACCUAAUACUUUGUCAUAUUUCCUAAGUGUUCUCUGUAGUCAUUUCAGUUUUGGUUGUAUCAGCUUUUUGGAGUGGUAACUUACUUAUCUGGAGUGUUAUUGUAGAUGUUGUGUGUUGCUUUCUUAUCCUAAAGAGCACUGGGGUAAAGAACUUUGUUUAUAGAAAUAUCGGAUAACACUUGGACUCUAACAAUAAUACUUACUGGCUUUAACAAACACGUACUUUGGAGCUGCCUUGAUUUGAUUCUCCUACCAUGGCCGGAAUUCACCUUGAGUUUGUUUUUAACCACUAAGAGGCCUGUCUUGCCUGAACCCUUUCCUAAGAUGUGUUUAGGCUGGAGCUUGCAUUCAGUAGGCUUGAUGAAACGUGGUGUGGCUAGCAGUUUCUUCCUUUUCUUUUCUUAGGUUCUGUGAGUCACAGCUUUUGUCUAGUGUAGGUUUAUUCAUUCAGAGAGUACUCAGUGUUUAGUAAAUGAGGGAUUUAGUCCGACACAGGAUCAGCAGUCGCAUCGGAGAAGGCCAAGAAAUGGUUGAUGCCGUGUGGAAGGUGGUUGUUUCAUCGAUCCUGUUUAUGGUCAGCCCUGGGGAUGGACUGUUUCGCUCCUUAUACCGAGGUGCUCAUGUUUCCAAGCCAUUCAAGGGAAAUGCAGGCCAGCCUCUAUUUCUUAGCCCUUAUAUCAAAGCUGGGAAGAUCAAGGAGGGGCAAAAGAAGAGCACGGUCAGUCCUUUCCCUGGAAUGAGCCUGAAGAGUUACUCCGGCUACCUCACGGUGAAUAAGACUUACAACAGCAACCUCUUCUUCUGGUUCUUUCCGGCUCAGGUAGAUCCCAAGAAUGCCCCAGUAGUCCUCUGGCUUCAGGGUGGUCCUGGAGGUUCAUCCAUGUUCGGACUCUUUGAAGAACAUGGGCCCUAUGUUAUCACACGUGACAUGACUGUUCUUGCCAGAGACUUCCCUUGGACCACUACCUUUUCCAUGCUUUACAUCGACAAUCCGGUGGGCACAGGCUUUAGCUUCACCGACAGUCUCCAGGGAUACGCCGUCAAUGAGGACGAUAUCGCCAAGGACUUGUACAGUGCACUGAUUCAGUUUUUCAAGUUGUUCCCCGAGUAUGCGACGAAUAACUUUUAUGUCACUGGGGAGUCUUACGCAGGGAAAUAUGUGCCGGCCAUAGCGCACUACAUUCACACCCUCAACCCCUCAAGGGACUUCAAGAUCCACCUGGAAGGAAUCGCCAUUGGAGACGCAUAUUCUGAUCCCGAAUCGAUUAUAGGAGGGUAUGCAACAUUCCUGUACCAGAUUGGCCUGUUGGAUGAGGAGCAGCAAAAGCACUUCCAGAAGCAGUGCAGCAAGUGCAUAGAGCACAUCAAAGAGCAGAACUGGAUAAAGGCCUUUGAAAUCCUGGAUAAGCUGCUGGAUGGUGAUUUAACAAACGAUCUCUCCUACUUCCAGAAUGUGACAGGAUGCACCAAUUACUACAACUUCUUACAGUGCACGGAGCUGGAGGACCAAAGUUACUAUGGGAAAUUCUUGUCACUCCCACAAGUGAGAGAAGCCAUCCACGUGGGAAACCGGACUUUCAGUGACGGUGCUGAUGUUGAGAAGUACUUGCGAGAGGACACACUGCAGUCGGUGAAGCCCUGGCUGGUUGAGAUCAUGGAUCACUACAAGGUUCUGCUCUACAAUGGCCAACUGGACAUCAUCGUGGCAGCCGUCUUGACAGAGCGCUCCUUGAUGACCAUGAACUGGAAGGGAUCAAAGGAAUACAAAACGGCACAGAGGAAGGUUUGGAAGAUCUUCAAAUCUGACAACGACGUGGCUGGUUAUGUGCGACAAGUGGAUAAAUUCUGCCAGGUAAUUGUCCGAGGUGGAGGACACAUUUUGCCCCAUGACCAGCCGCUGAGAUCUUUUGAUAUGAUCAGUCGAUUCAUCUUUGACAGAGGAUGGGAACCUUAUAAUUCAUAAACUACUUUCCUUAAAUAGCUAUGAGUUUUAAACACAAGAGAUUAAAAAAUAAAGAUGUCAUGUAAAUAAGA
Messenger RNA from Myodes glareolus (Bank vole), 2224 nucleotides. It is a transcript of the gene Cpvl, whose product is annotated as carboxypeptidase vitellogenic like. NCBI's taxonomy places the organism in Eukaryota, Metazoa, Chordata, Mammalia, Rodentia, Cricetidae. Gene Ontology annotation, biological process: proteolysis. Gene Ontology annotation, molecular function: serine-type carboxypeptidase activity. The record is from RefSeq and is a predicted model, not a curated record.